Molecule: messenger RNA, 6200 nt
Organism: Neodiprion virginianus
Lineage: Eukaryota; Metazoa; Arthropoda; Insecta; Hymenoptera; Diprionidae
Gene: ca
Exons: 21
Coding region: 331-6114 (1927 amino acids)
Molecular function (GO): protein binding
Source: RefSeq, a predicted model, not a curated record
CCUACUAGGUUGCGAACCUGUAUGUAAGACCGUGGUAGCGCCUAACUGCAAAAACAGAUCUUUCUCAAAAUCACAAAAACAAUGUGAGGUCGAAGUAGAGAAUAAGGCUACAUUUCACCUUCUUCCGAAAAAUAUUGAGAGGCGUAGGAUAUGGCUUGAUACGAUAGUGUUGACGAACACAAGCGUGCCAAAGUAUGCUUAUUUAUGUUCAUGUCAUUUUUCACCGGAAUAAUUCGAUCGAACAUCUGCCUUCAAAGUUAGGCUGAAAGACGAUGCUAUUCCAAAUAUACGAUGCUAUUAACCUGACGUUCAUCAACAUUGAAUACUGUAAUGGCUGAAAUAGAAGCUGCGGAAGGCUCACAGUCAACCAUAAACCUUCUCGAUGAAAAUCUGUUUGAAUUGCGCUGUCUACUCAAAGCUGGUGAAAUUUCUCACAGUGCCCGGUCUGAGAUUGGCAGAAAGCAGCUUUUGGCGUUCACAACGGGGAAUGCCGACUUAGUACUUCAUUAUCAACCAGAUGUUGACUGCCCACCAAUCGUCAAGAGAAUUCCGUGGUUUCAAGGAUCCUACAAACGAAUCUCAGCCCUUUGUUUCGAUCCUUCUGGAUCUUGGCUCCUUACCGCUAGUAUCGAUGGCUCUUUGUAUAUUGUACCCGCUUUAGCUUUGGUUGAUGAGAACACGAGCCUAGAUCACAGAUGGGCUACGAACGAUGUUACAUCAUUCUCUUCACUAAAUACUCAGUCUUCAUAUGCCAGACCUAGUGCAUUGGUAUGGUGGCAAGGAGUUGUGGAUUGCAGCCAUGUUGGUAUUAUAGGAACAGAACAUGGUGAAAUUGUGCUCGUUAAUCUAGAGAAUGGUUGUCAAGUUGGACUGACGAAUGUCACAGGGAAUGUAGCCAAUCUUCACAUUUGUCAGGAUAGCAGUCUUGAUGUAGUGUCACUUUUAAUAACGAACCAAACCCACCAACAGUGGAGGUUGAUCUUGGAACAGCGUACGAACGGUUACGUGUAUCCUUUGGAAGGUGGCAAACCUUUCCACAGAUCCAAUCCUCUAUUACAUUCAAGUGGAGGCCUAAGUGACGAAGUGAAAAACUUUCCCACCACUAGAUCUCGACUUCAAGGACUCAAACAACUUUCUGUUGAGAAACUCGCUAUACUAAAACAAAAGUUGGCUGAGACUAGAAGUCGCAGUUUAACGGGAUCCUCGGCACGACGUGACAGCAGCAGUAGUAGCGGAACUGAUGAGACAAUUACGGUUGGCCUAAGUAGACAUUUUUCGGAGAGAAGAGAAGAUUUGCUUAAUCCAGAAUUGGUACCUCGAGAUAUGUUUCUUACACCUCAGUACACUCGUCAGGGUCAGCAUCUGUAUACCGGUUAUCAUCCACCAACUAACCAUCUCACUAUCCAUGAGACCGAAGCUUCUAUGGUGCCUCUAUAUGUGCAUAAGAUGCCAUCGUUCUGCCACAACAUAUUACUCACUCAGCGUCUAUUUUAUGUAACCGACGUUCAUCAAAAAUCUCUCCUUAUUAUUUCGUGCCCUUUAUCUGAAACACGGAUUGGUGGUGAUACAGAGUUUAAUCCUGAGUCAGUGAUAGGACGAUUUUCUUUUGCGAGAAAUAAUGAAAUCAUAGACAAAGUGUACAGAGUAACCGAUUUUAAAGUUACAACAACAAAGGAUACCAGUGGGAAUAGUGAGAAUCAGUACGGCAUUCCCAAGAAGGUGGAGGACAUCAAAGCAGAUAUUCCCCUUGUCGAUACUUGCAUAAUUGUUACCAAUUUUGCUAUAUACAAAAUCGAAGUCAGGAGACCAUUGCUAUCAGUUUUCAUGGAUCUAGUUUUAAAACACAAGGAAUUGGAAAAAGCUGAAAGAUUGGCCUUAGUUUUCGGAAUGAAUCUGCAACAUCUAUUGGAAAAUGCGGGAGAUAUACUUUUGUCCAAUAAGGAAUUUUCGAGAGCUAUUGUCUUGUAUAAAUUAUCAAGAUGUCGAUUGUUGAAAAGUGUUCUCAAAUUUGCAUCGGCUGGACAUACAACAGAAUUACUAAGUUAUGUUACUGGUUGCUUAGUUCCACCAUCGGUCAUAGAGUUAUCAGUGACAACCAGAAUACAUUUGUCUAAUUUGAGUGUCAUGGCAUUUACAGAACUGACUCUACGAGCCUCAGCGCAACAAUCCAAUCAAACUCACAAACAAUUUUCAAAUUUUUUAGCUUCAAAUACUUUUUAUGACGAAGUUCUAGCAGUCAAUGUCGCAGGACAAACUGGGCUGUGGGAGGUUUUACAGCAGUUAGCUACUCAGAGGGGCCUUUAUCAUCAAGUUCUGGAAGUUCUUAUGAAGGUUGUCCGUUCAUUGAAUUUGAGUUCCUCUCAGCCUGCACAUCAUCAACUCGACUCUGGAUUAUUAAUGUGUCUAAGUGAAUCAGGAUUAAUUCAAGCAAUGCUAGUAUGUCCAAAUCUGGCCAAACAUCAUACAGCCUUUGUUCUUGCUAAUCUUGCUACAUUACAAUUGUUCGCCCUUCAGAGGUUGACUGCAUUGUAUGAUCCAACUAGUCCAGUAUUACGACCGUUGUUAAUCCGGUGCAGAGCUCGACAUCGAACUACAUCUCACAGCUCUCAAUCCAGUCAAUUUGAUUCUUUAGAUCUAACAGAAACUUUAGAUGAAGUUGGUGCACCAGUAGAGGAAUUUAUCGAGACAUUUCUUCUUAUUCUUCUAACUCUCAUUCAUAAAAAGUCUCCUGCGUUGAACUAUGAACCAAAACUGAUGCAUCGUAUACCAGUGUCUAAUACAGAAAGAGAUAUCGAUGACGUAAACUCUAAUGCAGACUUCAAACGGAGGGCUUUGAGUGCUGGAUUCUCUCAUGUAGCCCUCAUCAGAAAUAACAAUGUUUAUACUUGGGGAAAUGCUGCGCAAGGAUGUUUAGGAACUGGUCCAACGAUGUCUAGAUAUGGAUCUCCUCAGAUAAUUCCCACUUUUCAAAGUAUGAAGGUAGAAGUACUUAGUGUAUCGUGUGGUCGUUGUCACUCUUUGGCCGUGACUAAUAAUGGUAUAUAUGCUUGGGGCGCUAGUCAGUUUGGUCAACUUGGGCUUGAGAAAAAGCUUCAAUGUCCAAAUCCAGAAUUGAUUGUUACCUUGGCACACGAAAUUAUUGUCGAUGCAGUAGCUGGUCAGUAUCACUCAGUUGCAUUGACUAAAGAUGGAAGAGUAUUCACCUGGGGCUGGGGCGUGCAUGGCCAAUUAGGUCAUGGAAAUACCAUUGAAAAAAAUAUUCCAACCUUGGUUACCUCGCUCCUCGGGACUAUUGUAAGGCAAAUAAGCGCUGGCCAUGCGCACACUUUAGUACUAACUGCCGAUGGUGAUGUCUACUCGUUUGGUAGCAACGUGUUUGGUCAACUUGGGAAUGGGACUAAUAUUAAGUCUUCACUUCCCAUAAAAGUUACAUUGUUGCCAGAAAAAAUUUGGUUGAUCACAACUGGAUAUUUUCAAAAUCUGGCUGUUACUGCUACAAAUAAAUUGUACACAUGGGGAGCUAGUCCCCAGGUCUUGCGGCUGCAAGCACAGGCACAAAAGAAGGCUAGAAUACUUCAGCAACGGGUAGCUUCGGAUAAAGUUACUCAAUAUAUUGAAACUCUUGAUAAGUAUAAUGAAAUUGCACAAGACAGUGACUCAAUUGCACAAUCCGAGCAAAACAAUGCACAAAUUAAUGAAACAGAAAAUUCAAAUGAAGAUUCAACUAAUACCACAGAGCAGUCAAAACAGACUGCCAGCAUCAAGUUGCCAACUAGUCCACGAUUGCGAGGCAUCAACGUCGGGGCCAUUGAAGAAGCACAAACUCAUUUGCAACCUUCGUUAGUUGACACGAGCUCAGUUUGCGGGCAGAUAGUACAGAUAUCAACUGGAUGCCAUCAUUCUUGUCUUUUAACAAAGGAUGGGUCAGUUUACGUAUGGGGACGAAAUUUGGAUGGACAGAUAGGCAAUGGUAGUCGGCGUGAAGUAACGAUUCCCAUGCCCCUCAGCUAUAAUCCUAUUUCUUCCACACCUAAGGUUCCACCACGACAUAACGGCUACAAAGCAAAUGAAAAACGGCAGAGUCCAGAUACAGAUAAUGGGAAUGCCAAUGGUGGAGGAAAUCAUAAUGAUGGCAGAUCAAAUUAUGUGCCGACAAAUGGGAAUGAAGAUGCCAGAAGAGAUGAAGCUAAUCGAGCCAUCAAAGCAGUUAGCCUUUGUUGUGGUUGUGAUUAUACUGUCGCCAUGCAACCAGGAGGGACUGUUCUUGCAUGGGGAAGUAAUAAUACCGCGCAAUUGGGUCGUCCUCCAGUAGAAGAUUCGCGAGGUGUUGAGAGAAAACUGGUUUUGCUCAAAUCGUCAAGACGAAUUGUUCGAUUGCCACAUGCUGCUCACUCAACUCUAGAUACUCCUAGUCAAGUUCCUAAUAUUCCUACUCCUGUUAUUUCUUAUCGAAGUUAUGACGUCACACCGUUGGCUGGGCUUGUGCAACCAUUGACUGUUGUGGAAAAGUCGUUAGGAGAAACGACCUUACAUUAUAUACUGGAAAGGCUGAACGGAUUAUAUGAUAGUGCCAAAAUAAUGGAUAAGUGUAUUCAACUGGGAAAUUAUCAAGCCGCUUCAAAGAUUUCUCUACUGGAGCAUAAUUUUACGGAUGCUCUCUCACAUCAAUUGAAAAUGUUGAACACCUCUCACCUAAAAUUGUACAAGUUUUCAUACAAGUGUGAUCGAAACCAAGUCGAAACUGAUUCUUCUGUCGACUUGAACGACAUGGCAAAAGCAGUAGGAAAUUCGCUAACAUCCGAUGCGCAGACUCGACAUAUCAAGGAAAAUACCGAACUGUUUGAUAAACACAUGGAACAAAAUUUAGUCGAUACUUUAGAAGAAUCUGAAGAGAAGAAAAAAAUGAAAAUGUCUGCUAGCAGAUCUUUAGACAGCUUUCAGUCACUGGAACAAGAGUUAUACACGUUUGAUUGUCAAGGAGGCUCAGAAGAAUUGUGCGAAGAUUCUAAAAGCGAGGAUAUUUCAUUAGACAUUACUGAAGAUGCUCUUGACAGUGUGUAUGACGAGCAGAAAAAGAAUACUUUUUCAGAAAAUGUUCCAGCAUUUGUGAAGAAUGCUGCUCAGGCUGGGGAAAAUUCUUUACCAAAUCUGUCUGAUUUGACUUCUGCUCCAAGAAUGUCGGAAGAGCUCGAUUUUAUAACGAGAAAUUUGAAUCAUCAGAAGAAUGCGAACUGUGCUACUGUUUCAGAAGAUGAACAAUUUUUAGCCCAAAAAAAGAUUAAUGUUAUUAAUAGAAAUAUUUUAGGGAAUGAGGCUAAAGGUAAUCAAGAAAACGCCAUAGUAUCUGAAGCUACAAGCAUUGUAGAGUUUUAUGUCAGUGAAAUUGAAGACGAAUCUCAUGCUACAAUGCGAGAGGUUCUACAGAUAGCCAUUGAGUUCUGGAUCAAACACAAUUUGCCGAUAGAAAAUUUAGAAAAUAUAUUACUGCGGCAUAUGAGCAAGUUUUUUUACCCCCUCGGCCUAUUAUUGUUUUGUCAGCACAAUAUGGAUGAAGCCGCUGUUCAAAACCAAGGCGAAACAGAAGCGAAUAGUUUGACCAUGAUGAACUCUUUGUCGACAAAAUUCUGUCUACAGGUCUGUUCCACUCUACUGAGGCACAUAGAUCAGGGUAAACCUACACCAGAAUAUGUAGAAUUAUUGUCACAGCUUUCGGCUAAACAUUACGGUCCUCCCUUCACUGGAUAUCCAGGUUCAAAUGGUAACAAAACUCCAGAACAGAUGAUCGAUGGAGUCAUCAGCACAAUAUCUUCGGAAGAAUGUGAUUCUAGGCCGUUUAUACAGGUCCAGGCUCCAGACGACGUUUCUAGUUUUCUUGAAACUGAUGAAGAUAUGAUGGUAUUCACUUGUGGUCAUCAUUUUCCUGUAUCUACGUAUCACUCAGAAAUUAUUCCAAGGAUGGAGGCAGAACUUUUGACGUCUGAAAUUUCGCCGCUGCCACACACUGUUCAGUUCUUGAGUGAUCUACUACGACGGCCUGGCAAAGUAGAUACUAUCUGUCCAGUAUGUAUACCACCUGCUCUUCAAAAAGUGGUAAAAACUGUACCUAAAAAUUAAGUAAGUAGUGUAUUUAUAUGCUAUUCAAAAAAAAAAUAGUAAAACAUUGAAGGGUUGGAAUUUUCUUUUGGGAGGAUAUGACUUUA